Actinia tenebrosa (Australian red waratah sea anemone) is the source of this 991-nucleotide messenger RNA. RefSeq lists its product as uncharacterized. The record is from RefSeq and is a predicted model, not a curated record. Lineage: Eukaryota; Metazoa; Cnidaria; Anthozoa; Actiniaria; Actiniidae. Gene Ontology annotation, cellular component: trans-Golgi network.
UCGUGUGUUGUUUAUUCUUCGUACAAUGAAGUGAAGUACAGAAAACAUGACACGUUAAUAGCGAAGCACCAUGCUUAAGAAAAAAUGGUAAACCAUCGAGUUGAUUUUUCAUGGCUUGGCUGACGUCACUUCCGUCCGUCCGUCCGUGUAUCCCGCUUGAUGUGAAAGCAAAACUACUCACAAAUGUGGCUCUCAAUAGCACAGAUAAAAGCGGUUUAGUACAAGUUAUAGACCAAAACAAUUUUCAAAAAAACUUUCAUGUAGUCAAAGAUGGAUCCAUAAGUGUUCUUCAAGAAUUCAGAUACCUGGCAAAGAGUGUCACAAGAUAGAUACGUGUUCUUGUAUCAUGGACGAUGGUACAGGGAUAAUUAGCCUGCAUGCUAUCGAUAAUGAAGAUGGAACACCUAGGUUUACAGGAAUCCCAGACACAGUGAUACCAAUCUACACAUUUGACUGGAACCCUUGUACUCCUCUUAAGACUGAAGGACCAUGUCAAGGCAGUAAUGCUUGUCAGCAUACACCAGAUCUGUUUCCUGUUGGAAAGCCUAAUACAACUUUCUCUGUCAAUCCUGAUGGUACGGUACUGAUAACCUAUGAAAAAGUGACUUAUGAAGAUCAUGGCAGGAAGCUUCAGGUGACACUAAAAUGUGAUGCAACAGAAAAAGGCUCCUUUGUGGAUGGGAUAUCAGAAUAUGGUGUAGGUACAGAAAGUAUAUAUGUUGGAACGUUCACAUCAAGAUGUGCUUGCCCUGACGUAUGCCCAAUGUACGAGUCUGUUGACCUUAAAAAAUAGCCGCAUCAAACGGUUUAUUGAGAAAGACCAUUGGCGUCUGGCUUCGUUAUCUUUGCAUAUGUGUUUUAAGGGCUUUUGGUAUAGGGAAGACUUUUUGUGCGAUUAUUGUACGUAUGAGUUCAAUUGCUGAACUUUUGCAACAUAUUAUAACUAGUUUGUUGUCUUGAAGGUUUUGAAUAAAUCUUUUGGGUUUAAACA